UUAAAAUCUAAUGUAGCGCUUUAGUUUGGAAGGUUAUGGAUUAAAGCUUCAGGGUGUGGCAUCAAAUUGUGAUUUAUGAAAUACUGAGAACAAACCGAGCAUAUUAUGCUAUGUACAAUAACUAGUCCCCUGCGACAACUAUUGUCGACUAAGUUAAACGGUGUUUCAUUUUCACUCUUCAGUUUUGACACUUGAUCUAGUAUCACUCAACCGUCAUUCGAGUUUGAACAAUUUAAGAUAAUUAUUCCUUUCAUUGAACACAUAUCUAUAGUCACAUUUCAUAUAUCUCAGACUAUUUGAUUGCAAACGUAGUUAAUAUCGCCGAACUGAUCUCAGCUCGAAGAACACGUCAGAAGUUUUUUUAAGAUAAUGUGCUAGAAUAGCAAGUGGUUUAGUGGUCCACCAAAGUGGACAGUGGUUGCUGAUGGUGUGUGUACAGAUCAUUUCAACAAUGUCUAGUAAAUAAAUCUAUGCGGGAUGUUGGGCUCCACUUCUCCCACUCCACGCCACGAGUUCACCGAAAUGUCUCGUUUGGCCGACUACUUUGUAGUUGUCGGUUAUGAUCACGAGAAAGAAAGGAGUGGGAUAAGCAAUGGGAUGAUUCUGCAGAGAUUUCCCAAAAAAGACUGGCCGGAUACACCAUUUAUAGAAGGGAUAGAAUGGUUUUGUCAACCACAAGGAUGGGCUCUGUCAACCGACAGACAAGAACCUCGGUUCUUUGUGUCCAUUCUAACAGACAUCGACGCAAACCGUCAUUAUUGCGCAUGCAUGUGCUUCAAUGAAACAGUCUCGAUAACACCCAGUAAGCCAGUUGACGAAGAAGAAGACCCAGUUGAUGCAGAUAGUCGUACUUUGGUCAGAAGUAUACCUGCAAUUACUCAUCAUAGCAUUAUGUAUGCUCCAAAAUGCCUGGUGCUGGUUUCCAGGCUCGAUUACAUUGAAACAUUCAGAAACUGUCUUGGAAUCAUCUAUACCGUGUAUGUGGAAAAUCUCGGUAUACCUCUCGAAACUUUAGUCGGAAAUAUUCUGGGAUGUAUACAAGUACCCCCGGCGGGUGGGCCGCAGGUACGCUUCAGUAUUGGAGCUGGAGACCGUCAAGCGCUUCAACCACCGAUUAGCCCUUCACUUCCUAUCACUCACACAAGUGUCAACCUAUUAUUUCAACAGCUCGGUAUACGCAAUGUACUUGUGCUCUUCUGUGGGGUAAUGACAGAACAUAAAAUUUUAUUCCACUCCGCAAGCUACUCCCGUCUAACGGAAGGUUGCCGAGCUCUUACUGCGCUAAUGUACCCAUUUCGAUAUACGCACGUUUACAUUCCACUGCUUCCUGCUGCCUUGGUAGAAGUUUUGAGUACACCCACUCCCUUUAUUAUGGGGGUUCACAGUUCGCUUAAAUACGAAGUUGCUGAAUUGAUGGAUGUCAUAGUGGCUGAUCUUGACGGAGGCUCUAUAACGGUACCUGAUGGAGUGUCCUUGUCGUUAUUGCCAGAACCUCUGUUGUCACAAACCCAGGAUGCAUUGUCGCUAGUUCUACAACCAGAACUAAGUUGUGCUGAUUACGCUUUUCCACCUUUAGCAACUAGAGCUCCACAUCCUCCCAUGUUGGACAAAGAACUUCGAGCCGUGUUUAUGCGCACAUUUGCUCAGUUGCUGCAAGGUUAUCGGAGUUGUCUUACAUUGAUACGCAUACAUCCAAAGCCAGUCAUAACUUUCCACAAGGCUGCGUUUUUGGGUGAACGAAAUCUGACGGAUUGUGAUUUUACAACAAAGGUACUCGACUGCAUGUUCUUUACUUCUUUCAUCGUGGAACGAGGACCCCCGUGGCGGCCUUGCGACGUAUGGGAUGAGUUACAUAGUAAUCUAAGUGAUCAUCUUAAACAAGAAGCGCAAGAUCAUCGUUUGCUAUUGACACACAUCCAAGAAUUAGCGCAACAACUUUACACAAAUGAGAAUCCGAACCCCCAACCUUACGUUCAGAAAAUUCUCAAACCCCCUGAAGGAGCAUUCGCCAGAAUCCACCAACCACCAUUACCACUCAUUAAUUGCGAGCAAGUGGAGGCAAUAAUCGAUGAAGGGCUGGCUAAAAACAAUCUCAAAAUGAGAUUGUCUUCCUUGAGGCCUACUCAGCCACGUAUAGUUCCUAUGGGGCCCCAUAUCUCCAUAAUCCAUGACAGUAGACAUUUAGUAAGUAAUUCUGCACGGCGGUUAGAGGUCUUGCGGAAUUGUAUAAACUGUAUAUUUGAGAACAAAAUAUCAGAUGCGAGAAAAACAUUUCCUGCGGUAUUGAGAGCUUUAAAAAGCAAGGCAGCUCGACUAGCGCUCUGCAUGGAGCUUGCUCAGCAUGUUGUUGGGAAUAAAGCUAUGCUCGAACAUCAACAAUUUGAUCUUGUAGUACGGUUAAUGAAUUGCGCUCUACAAGAUGAUUCUUCAAUGGAUGAACAUGGUGUAGCGGCAGCUUUACUCCCGCUGGCGACAGCAUUCUGCAGAAAAUUGUGCACAGGUGUUAUACAAUUCGCGUAUACUUGUAUCCAAGAACAUGCAGUCUGGCAAAACCAACAGUUCUGGGAAUCUGCAUUUUAUCUUGACGUUCAGAAGGAUAUCAAACGGCUUUAUUUACCCGGUGAAAACACUCCGCCACGGUCAUUCAAUGACAACAUACUCAGUCCUAUCAGCCCUCGAGACACAAAAGAGUUUCCGUUUAAAGAUAGGUCUUCGAUGUAUCGAGCCCAAGAACCUUCUGCAUUAGAAAUAGCUGCGGAACAAAUGAGGAUUUGGCCGGCUAUAGAUGCUGCGAAACAACGAGAAUUAGUAAUUAGUGAAGAGAGUACAAUGUAUAGCCAAGCUAUACACUAUGCCAACAGGAUGGUGUAUCUUCUGGUACCACUAGACAUUGGAGCAAAAGCUCACAGGCAAGACAAUGUAUGCGACGAUGAACGAGCAAGCAACAGCAUUACUAAUAGUGUAGCUAGUGACAGCGGCGAUGCUGAAUCAGGUUUUGAAGAAACCGAUCCUGGGGAAACUGGGGUUGCAGUAAUACGUAUGGUUUCUCGAUUCGUAGACAGAGUUUGCACAGAGGGUGGCGUGAGCACAGAACAUGUGAGAUGUCUUCAUCAAAUGGUACCUGGUGUGGUCCACAUGCACAUAGAAACUCUUGAGGCUGUGCAUCGUGAAAGCAAACGAUUACCUCCUAUUCAAAAGCCCAAAAUCUUGACACCUAACAUGUUACCUGGCGAGGAAGUGAUAAUGGAUGGACUACGAGCAUAUCUGUUGCCUGAUGGUAGAGAGGAGGGAUCUGCAGGUUUACCGAAAGUACCACCUCUUCUGCCUGCAGAAGGAGCUAUUUUUUUGACAAAUUAUCGGAUAGUAUUCAAAGGGAUACCCUGCGAUCCAUUUGCUUGCGAGCAGUUAGUAGUAAGAGCUUUUCCAGUAACCUCUCUGACAAAAGAGAAGAAAGUCACAGCUCCGCACUUGGCCCAUUUGGAUCAAUGUCUCCAGGAAGGCUUACAGUUACGGUCGUGUACCUUUCAACUGAUAAAGUUAGCUUUCGACGAAGAAGUGACACCUGAAAAUAUUGAGACGUUCAAAAAACUGGUGCACAAAGAGCGCUACCCCCCACAUAUCUUCCAUCACUUUGCUUUUAAUGGUCAAGUCAUGGUUACGCAGACUACACAUCAUAAGGGAAAGGAGAAGAAUGCCACUCUAAAGGGUUUUGCGAAGAAAACUCUUUUGAAAACUGCCCGAAAGGCAGGAUUCAAGCCCAAACAAUCAUCCAAGAGGCAGAAAUAUGUUUUACCAAACAUGAAUUUCACAAGUAACAACAAAUACAUGACCUCACCUGGUAGAAUGAGCCUGCCUGUCACAGAUAGCAAUGACCUGAGCCACGACGAUGAUCUGAGUAUUGACGAAUUUGAAAUUCCCGGAAUCAUGCCCCAACCUCCGACAGAUGCCAAAACAUUAGAGCGCCUCUCGGAGCGAAGCUAUGUGAGAGAUUGGUAUCGGCUCGGAUUAUAUCCAAGUAGUCCUCAAAAUAAUCGACGAAACGAGCCGUUUCGUUUAUCCUCUGUAAAUUGCGCAUACAUGAUGUGCAGAAGCUACCCAGCCCUGUUAAUAGUUCCUAAUAGUGUGACCGACGAGAGUAUCAGAAGAUUUUGCCGAUUGUACAGGCAUAGCAGAAUACCAGCUAUCACUUGGCGCCAUCCUAGAACUAAAGCGCUAUUGAUGAGGGGUGCUGGCUAUCAUGGUAAGGGAGUUAUGGGAAUGUUAAAGGCUCAUCCUUCUUCCACUGGAAAUCUCAAAGCUACUUCUUCAGAGAGUACCUCAUCGUUAGAACUAGAGAAGUAUAUGAUGGCUUUAGUAGCAGCAACUCCAGCUUCGGUAUUACGACAAGGAUCUGCUUGGGGAAUGUCGGAUAGCUCUCUCAGCAUAGAUUCCCUGUUUUUAGCAGCUGAAGACCGAAACGCAACUCCUGAACAAUCCAGAAGAAAUCCAUUCAACAAAGCAAUUGGUACCCUUGGAAUGUUCCCAAGAUCGUCGGGUGGCAAGGGGCCUAAAAACUUCGGACGUUGGGGUUCCCUUAAAGACAAGAGGCAUAAUAGUUCUCAAGCCUCUCUGACGACGGUCAAUCAACGAGGUACCGUCAGGCAUUCGGCAGACUCUGACAGCGGAACUGAAUGUGUACAUACAUUUCAACGUGCAGCGCUUUAUAUUCUUGGGGAGAAAGCCCACAUGAAGGGUGUCAAAGCAGAAUCUGCACCAAAAACAGACUUCAUACCUGUGGAAUAUCAUGAUGUUAGACAUACUAAAGCUGCUUUUAAGAAAUUGAUGAGAGCUUGUGUUCCCAGUUCACUGAAUCCAGAACCUGAACAAAGCUUUUUCAAGUUAAUAGAGAGCUCUGAAUGGUUACAGCAAUUACAAAGCACAAUGCAAUUAGCAGGUGCUGUUAUAGAUCUGAUGGAUGUGCAGGGCUCGUCGGUGACUCUUUGUUUGGAAGAUGGCUGGGAUACAACAGCUACCGUUUGUUCCGUAGCCCAAGUGUGUUUGGAUCCCCAUUACAGGACGAUCGACGGCUUCAGGAUUCUGAUAGAAAAAGAAUGGCUAGGUUUUGGCCACAGAUUUGGACAUCGAAGUAACCUAGCUGUGAACUCACAAACAACGAAUUUUACACCCACUUUUCUACAGUUUUUGGAUAUUGUACAUCAGAUACAGAAACAAUUUCCCCUGGCAUUUGAAUUCAACGACUACUACCUUAGAUUCCUCGCUUAUCACUCGGUAUCUUGUCGUUUCCGAACAUUUCUGUUGGAUUGUGAGUUUGAUAGAGUAGAAUGCGGUAUUACUGCCGUCGAAGACAAGAGAGGUUCAUUGACUAGUCAUCACAAAGGAGUCGAUACAGGAAGCGAUGACGAAACUGUAUAUCCAGGAGGAAGGCUGGCGGGUACAAACAUUGGGACCAAUCUCGGCCAAAGCAUAUUCGAUUACAUCGAAAAACAGCAUACCAGAUCACCACUGUUUUAUAACUUCAUGUAUACUCCGAACACAGAACAUCCGGUUCUUCGACCCGCAUCCCAUUUACCAAGUUUGGAAAUAUGGCAGUAUUAUUUAGAUGAAGAAUUGGCGCAUGGUCCUGGUUAUGAUUUAGAAGUUUUGCAGCAAGAUUCUGAGCAGGAAGAAGAGGCUGAGGCUGCCGAUGGUAUUGUCAAAAGCAACCGGAAAGUCGUCACCCUUGGAUAUGAUGGAUUGAGUACAAUGGUACCGGAUCAGUUCUCACAUUUGUUAGAGGAAAUCCACAAAUUGGAGACAGAGCUCGGACACUUACCACAAAAGUGGAAAGUGCUGUGGGAUAAACUAGAGUUACCAAACACGGAUUCUCUCACCCGUCAUGCAUCCUUCAGUACAGCCUUAGUGAGAUAUCACGGUCGUUUGAUCCAUAAGAGAUCGACACUAGAGCUUCUCUUGAGAGGUAAAAUGGCCGGAGGAAAUCCAACUGGGAAUGAAGGUUCCAUUUAUGGCCACCCGCAUAGGUUCGAAAAAAUAGAUUCUGCCAUGCGUACCCACUGCGACGCAUGCACUGGUGUUUUGUGGGGUCCACUCAAGGCGGGACUAAGGUGCGUCGAUUGUGGUCACGUAUGUCACGAGAAGUGUGCCGAUUCUGUUCCGAAGAACUGCACCAAAUAUAAGGCAGUUGCCGACAACUUGCAAUCUCAUACGCUCACGAGGAGUGGUGGAGAUAACGGCAGUGUUAAUUCCAGCGUUGCAACGAUACAAACAUCCUCUCAGCAAUACUACGAACAAUUCUCAAGCAACGUGGCAGAGAAUCGAACUCACGAAGGCUAUCUCUAUAAACGUGGGGUCGUAUUAAAGGGAUGGAAACAACGUUGGUUCGUCUUAGAUUCAAUAAAACAUCAGCUGAGGUAUUACGAUGCGAUGGAAGAUUCUCACUGUAAGGGAUAUAUCGAUCUAGCAGAGGUUGUGUCCGUUACACCAGCGGCGCCGACUCCAGGUCCACCGAAGAAAACGGACGAUAAAUCAUUCUUCGAUCUGCGUACCAAUAGACGAACUUAUAAUUUUUGCGCUGGAGACGCAUCUACGGCACAGGAAUGGAUCGAGAAGGUCCAGGCAUGCUUGCAGUAGUGUCUUUAAUAAGUUAUAGUUGUAUAAUUUAAAUUGUGCAAGUGACUGAUAGAAUAAUUGCAAUUUUAAUUUUGUUACAUACCUCUGUAUAGUCAAGCGUAAUCGUGUAUGUGUUAUGUGGCUACGGUAUUUUUACUUUGGAAUAUUCAACGAGCCAAAAUCAACCAAUGGAAGAAACGAUCGUCAAGCCACAGAGCAGGCGGAUAUAUUCGAAAUAGCCCAAUUGUUAGGAGCGAUAGCAAAUGUAAUAUUGUAUAUUAUUAUGUUGAAUUUAAUUCUAAUUACUUUAAAACUCAUGAAGCCUAGCUGGAAGAUGAAUGAUCAUUAAAAAUUUAUAACUGUUAAGUUUUCCUCAAAUUUUUCUUUUACUUUAUACGUAACUUUCAACAAGUAAAUUUUGAAAUUUAUAUAUCAUUAUGGAUAGAUAUAUUUGAAAUAAUUAGGACAUAGGAUAUAAAUAUUAUACAUAGAUACCUUUAGGUGUACCUCUUGAUAUAUUUCCUAAUAAGAAUAUGUCUUGUUUUUGGGUUGAAAUUUUAUCGUCGUUUAUCUUCUCUAGAUAAAUAUGAAAAAAGAUGAA
This is a messenger RNA of Athalia rosae (coleseed sawfly), 7207 nucleotides long. It is a transcript of the gene Sbf, whose product is annotated as myotubularin-related protein 13. Lineage: Eukaryota; Metazoa; Arthropoda; Insecta; Hymenoptera; Athaliidae. Bases 478 to 6627 code for a protein of 2049 amino acids. The transcript is spliced from 25 exons. The record is from RefSeq and is a predicted model, not a curated record.